This is a messenger RNA of Leptopilina heterotoma, 1005 nucleotides long. RefSeq lists its product as uncharacterized. NCBI's taxonomy places the organism in Eukaryota, Metazoa, Arthropoda, Insecta, Hymenoptera, Figitidae. The record is from RefSeq and is a predicted model, not a curated record. The coding region runs from base 1 to 1005 and encodes 334 amino acids. The transcript has a single exon. Gene Ontology annotation, molecular function: nucleic acid binding.
AUGGAAAGUAAAAAAAUUACUGAAAGUCGGAGGUACUAUUUGAUGCAAGUACAAAAGUUCAGGGACAUGAAUUGGUCUAUUUUUUUUACUGAUGAAUCAUGGUGCGGUGCAAAUCAUACACUUUCCUAUGGAUGGAUAGAGCAAGUUUUGACAGAGUAUGUGGACAAUUACGAUAUUUACCGUUCAGGGGUUCAGAAAAUUGGAAAUUAUCGAGGCGGUUUUGUUACCCCGUCAGGCGCUGGUAAACGUGUGAUUUUAUUACACAUUGGAAAUGAAGAUGGCUUCCUCCCAAACUGCAUGAAGUGUUUCAUUGGAAAGAAAGGUUCAGCCGAUUACCAUGGUGAGAUGAACGCUUUACAUUAUGAAGAGUGGUUCAGGGACGUUCUAAUGAAAGUACCAAAAAAUUCUGUAAUCGUAUUGGAUCAAGCACCGUACCAUACGAUGCUUGAUCCAAAUUUUCGAAACGUAACUACAGCUUGGAAGAAAAGUGACAUUAUUGACUGGCUAAUAAAGAAAGGUGUCAACAUUCCGGAAAGUCAUUCUUCUUUUUGUGACAUGAAAAGAAACGAAUUAUAUCAGUUAUCACAACAAUUUCGUUAUCCCAAAGUUUAUCUUUUAGAUACGAUAGCACAAGAAGUAAGAAACGGAGAAGUAAAAUUGUUGUGGCUUCCUGUUGCCCACUGUGAACUGAACCCAAUAGAACUCAUUUGGGCCUUCAUUAAAAAACGCGUUGCUGCUACUAACAAAACAUUUAAAAUCCAAGACGUUUUGGAAUUGUGUAAAGAAAUAAUGUCGAAUUUGCCACCAAAUUUGUGGAAAAAUUGUGUGAGGCACGCAAAAGAAAUUGAAAACGAAUACCGAGGACGCCAUUCUGCAAUUAUGGAAGCGAUUCCAGUACAAGAAUUUAUUAUUAACAUCGGAGACGACAGCGAGGAAGACUUCUCUGACAAUGAGGAUAGUUUUGAAGAUACAAUUGUCUUCGCUGAGGACUGCAAUAACAUUUAA